Aureobasidium pullulans EXF-150 is the source of this 1583-nucleotide messenger RNA. RefSeq lists its product as uncharacterized. The transcript has 4 exons. Gene Ontology annotation, biological process: regulation of DNA-templated transcription. The record is from RefSeq and is a predicted model, not a curated record. Bases 53 to 1429 code for a protein of 458 amino acids. Gene Ontology annotation, molecular function: DNA-binding transcription factor activity, RNA polymerase II-specific; zinc ion binding. NCBI's taxonomy places the organism in Eukaryota, Fungi, Ascomycota, Dothideomycetes, Dothideales, Saccotheciaceae.
UGUCAUUCUUGCUUCUAUCACUGCGUCACGAACAUAUUCUAACGUCUAAACCAUGGUCGGCGUGCCCAGGAGUACUGGAUGCGCGACAUGCGUGUCAAGACGCAUCAAGUGUGAUGAAGGACGGCCGACUUGUCAAAAAUGCGAAAAGUCCGGACGCGCAUGUCCGGGUUAUACUCGUGAACUCCAAUUCAGACACAAAACAGUGACAACUGUGUCGAAACGAGAGCGACCGCAGAUGAUCAGUUUCGUGGACACGUCGUCGUCAGGGGAAUCCAGCCGCAGUAACAGCAGUAACUCGAUAGAGAUUCGCAGAGAUUCUGCCGUUGCGACAACACCACCAGAACCGGAGAUAAAGUCACUGCACACACCUCGAGUCGAGCAACUGCAGUGUAUGGCAGCAUUGAUAGAUGGAUUCGCACCACCGUCAGCAGAACCGACCCAAGGACCUUCCAUGAUACGAGACUGGCUUUCCUUUGUCUACUUUCGCAUCGGAUCAACCGCGCCCCUAGAUCUGGCCAUGCGCUCAGUCGCUUGCAUGCAGUUUGGCUUGCGGAGAAAAGACUCGCGAAUGAUCAAUGUCAGUCGAACCUACUAUGGUGGCGCACUCCAAACUUUGCGAAAGGCUCUGAUGGCUCCUGGGACGGUACAAUCAGAUCUACAGAGUACGGUGAUGUUACUCACAUUCUAUGAGCUCAUGUCGAAUCGAAAAGAGGACGAGUGGGUACGGCAUUCUGGCGGCUCUGUCGAGAUGAUGCGAGUACGAGGUCCAAGGGCAUACAGAGACAGGAAGAGCUUCGACUACUCCAUGUAUCUGGUAUGCCGAUAUUACAUCGUCAUGGAAGCCUUUUACAAACGCAAAGCUUGCUUUCUUGACGACCCGGAAUGGAACACCCUGGCCCACGAUCCUGAUUCAGUAGAGGGAGACAUCCGAGAGUCCAUGUUCCGCAUCCACGUCCAGAUACCAGGAUUGAUCCGGAAUGCUCAAAGGACUGCGGUUGGGCAGUACGACGCUUUCGAACUCAUACAGAAGACCGUCGAGCUACGGACGACCGUCAAAAGGCUCUACGACCAAUGGAUAGUAGCCUUGAAAGCCACCGGCGGCAUGCCAAUCGAAAUCCCAGGCGAAGACGAACUGUUUCCCACCGUAUACCAUUUCAACAACCUGGCAGUCCAUGGCUUCAUGUCGCAACACUGUUCGACAAUAAUCCAGCUUAAUUCAGUCCUAAUCCAGUGCGGCCUUCCAGGGAAAGAUGAGUUGAUACAAGAGUGCCGGGAACAGGCCGAGCAGCUCUGCAAAUAUGUGCAAUUCGCACAAGGACGUGUUUUGGGAUCCAUUCUUUUGCAUUUCUGGCUCAUCACAGCAAAAAGGCAUGCCGAAGAGAAAUAUCAGGACUGGAUAACCGCCAAGCAAGCAGCAAUCCAAAGAUGAAGGGCGUUUUCACGACAGCAUCACCAAUCUCAGAACAAAGACAUUUCCACAGAACAUUUUCGAGUUGAUGGAAUUUCUUGGGAAAACAGUCGCAUGACCAGAUUAAAAAGAAAAUAGGGAAUCUCUGUACUCACAAUAUACUACCCAUCCUUCU